UCGGUGCGUGAUGUUUACUCGAAAUCUCGUUGAGAAAUAUUAAGACUGUAGUAUAUUAAAAUAUCUGCACUUUUAGCAAGUGUUUGCUACUUUUUCAAACACUUAAUUUGUGCAUUCAUUAAAGAUACAAAAAUAAAAAAAACAUAAAGAAAUGUCAAAACAUUUGGGAAAGCAAUUAAUCAUGAUCGCUUUGGCGAUUCAGCUCAAACAACUCUGCGUAGCUGCCGACAUACCGAAUUGUGAAUUUCGAGACACCGUUAGUCUAGUAAAUAUACGACCAAAUGCAGAUGGUUCAUACACAUAUCAGGGCUUACGCAUACCUCAAAACAUGACAGCCACCUACAGUUAUGAGGAACUCUCCGAUGGCACAUUGGUUACCGCAAUACCCCACAUCAGGGGCUGUGCCUGCAAGCUGAAGCAAUGCAUACAACUCUGUUGCUCACGAAACGAGCUGUUGGACGAAAAGACGCAAAAAUGCGCACCCAGGAAUGCGGUUGAUUACCCUAGAAUUAGCACUUACUCGUAUAUGCCAAACGAUACAAAGAGUACACAAAAACCAAAUGUCGACGUGUUUGAGGAUUUUAUAACGCAAAAGCGUAUGCCUUGUGAGGAGUUUAAAAUUCUCAAUAGUGCACUGCAAGAAGAUUUUAAUAUUCUCUUUGAGAACGGCAUUAUUUUAUACGCGAUUAAAAUGAAAUAUACAACACAUCGUGAUUUUUGUUUAACACCCUUUUGGUACAACGAAACAUGGAGCUUGAAUCCCGUCGAAUGUUUUAAGAAAAUCCCAACGACGACUUAUUUGUAUAUGGCAUUAUUUACUAUAUCGGUGCCGUUCAUCUUCGCCACAAUUUGUGUGUAUUUAUAUGUGCCUCAACUACGCUGCCUGCACAAUAGCUGUCUCGUCUGUUUCCUUGGCACUUUCGCGCUCGGCAGUCUAAUUUUGUCGUCGGUUUUGUGGAUCAGAUACAAUUGGGUGGUCUGUCAAGCAAUGGGUGUCUUGUGCUAUUUCUUCAUGAUAUCUGCUUUCUUUUGGCUGAAUAUUACUUGUUUCGACUUAUGGUCGAAUAUACGUCGCAUCAGAUAUGAGCUGCAGUCGAGCAGUCCGCGUUUACGGUUCGCUUACUAUUCGAUUUAUGUGUGGUCAGCGGCAGUGAUUUUUACAGUUACCGCUUUAACUAUUGAAUAUACGAAUGUAAGCGACGCUUGGAAGCCAGGUUUUGGCAAUGGUCAAUGUUUCAUAAAAUCAAGAGAUUGGUCAGCACUGCUAUAUUUUCAAGGACCAAGCGGUUUGCUGAAUUUAUUUAAUGUUUUCUUCUACACAAUGAGUGUCAUAAAUUUGUAUCAAAUCAAAGAAGACUCGUAUGAGAUCAAGAAAGAGACGAGUCAGCAAUACAAGCUUUCAACAUUUCUGCGUUUAUUCCUGGUAAUGGGUGUUUCAUGGAUUCUAGAGUUCUUUACCUACUUAUUUGCACAAAAUAAUUCGUUUAUCAUUGUAAUAUUCAAUACGUUGAAUGCCUCACAGGGCAUAAUAUUAUUUGUUGUACUUGUGCUGAAGCGGAGAGUAUUGAUUUUGCUCAAGAAUCAUUGGAAUAAAAGCACUUGAGGAGACCCUUAAAGCAAAAACCCGCUUCAAUUAUGUGCAAAACGCAGAAGCAGCUUUUUAAUUUAGUUUUUAAAUUAAACAAAGCAGACAUAACUGUACAUGUUCGACAGUUGAUUACUACUUCAUUUCAUACUGAUUGCGAGUACAUCAAUUGAGUGACGAAUUGCGGUUAGGCUUAGCAAAUUAAUGGCAUAAAAGAUUAAAUAAAAAUAAUGUAAUAAUAAGUAUAUUUAUGGCACUUGCAGCGCAAAGUGGUUGACAUUUUAAUUUAAAAAAAAUACUGAAAUAUUUUUAUAAUUUUUUUAAGAUUAUUACCGAACUUUGGAAAAUUAUAGAUUACGUCUCGGUUUUUAAGCAAUACUUUGACUGACCAAGUUGAUAAAGGCUCACAGAACUGCAUUUAAUUACUUAUUCUCAUAAUAAUUGUUAUUAAUUAUACAAAUAUGUACACUCGUGCUUGUGUCCACAAUAUUUAAGGCAGUUGUGGCUUUUCUCAGAACUUGAUAAAAUAUUUUUAAGUAUAAAUGUAAAUGGUAAACUAUAAUAAAUAAACAUUCAUUGCUCUAUGAGUUCUUAAA
Molecule: messenger RNA, 2181 nt
Organism: Bactrocera neohumeralis
Lineage: Eukaryota; Metazoa; Arthropoda; Insecta; Diptera; Tephritidae
Product: G-protein coupled receptor Mth2-like
Biological process (GO): G protein-coupled receptor signaling pathway; cell surface receptor signaling pathway
Cellular component (GO): membrane
Molecular function (GO): G protein-coupled receptor activity
Source: RefSeq, a predicted model, not a curated record